AUGUUGGAAGCCGCCCGGGCAGCUUUUGCCUUGUGGCAAGCUGCAUCGUCGUUGACAUUCAGACGAAAUAUAUCAGAUCCAAAUAUUUUAAUAUCAUGGCGCGACGGUAAUCACAUGAUGCUCGAUCGUCGAAACGGUAACUUGUGCCCCUCUCCAUUGGAUGGUCGGGGAGGGGUACUCGCACACGCCACUUAUCCAACGGGGCACGCGGGUUAUACCUCCGAGAUUCAUGUCGACAGUAAGGAACAUUGGUAUAUCUAUCUAGAUCAGACUCCAUCGAAUUCCGACAGCCUAUUAUACGUGCUGACGCACGAGAUCGGUCACUCCUUGGGAUUGCAGCACGAUCCGCACACGGAUUCCAUCAUGUACGCCUACACGACGCACUAUUCCCAUCCUAUUAAACUGAGCGACGAGAAUAUUCUCAAUAUUCAAAAUCUCUACGGUAACUCGACCGCCGGAAAAUCGCCGAAUAGACCGAUAUCCCCGCCGAAACUUCCGGUACCAACGCCAAAGGAUAUUCCAAACGAUCUGUGCGAAAUAAACCGCAUCGACGCGAUAUUAUUGUUGAAAAAACGAAUGUAUAUCGCGAGCGAAAAAUACGUAUGGUUGAUAAGACUGGACGAUAGGAAAUAUAACCAACCGAUGACGCUUUCUACUUAUUUGAAAUUUCUACCUCCGAAUCAUACGCGCGUUUCAGCCUCGUAUCAGACUCCGUCCGGCGACAUAAUACUAUUCGUGGAUAAUACUAUUUACAAGGUGAAUUAUCCGAGCUUCUUGUUGGAUAUCAAUUGGCCGAAAACAUUUUCGCAAUUCGGAUUGCCCGCAGACGCGACGAUAAACGCCGCGAUAAACACGCAUCGAGGACGCUCCUACGUAAUAUAUGACGGAUACAUGAUCGGUGAGGUGGACGACUAUAACGGAAACAUCGUUAAGUAUCAUACUAUUCAAACGAUCUUUCCGGGAAUACCGCCGAAUGUUACGUUGGCCUUCCGAUACCUCGACGGUAACCUUUACUUCGUGUCGCAACAACAACAGAUUUACAAAUUCAACGAAUUUACGGAAAACGUAAUCUCGGCGAGUGAAUUCGACGUGCAAACGCUCGGCAUAAAUUGCCCGCGACACGGAUUACUGCAACAAUUGCGCGACCUCUUGCACAAGUUCACGCGAAAUACCGAAACGUUGACGAGAGAGAGGGACGGCAAUUUAUUUUAG
This is a messenger RNA of Monomorium pharaonis (pharaoh ant), 1212 nucleotides long. Its product is annotated as matrix metalloproteinase-14-like. The record is from RefSeq and is a predicted model, not a curated record. The transcript has a single exon. Gene Ontology annotation, molecular function: zinc ion binding; metalloendopeptidase activity. Lineage: Eukaryota; Metazoa; Arthropoda; Insecta; Hymenoptera; Formicidae. Gene Ontology annotation, cellular component: extracellular matrix. Gene Ontology annotation, biological process: proteolysis. Bases 1 to 1212 code for a protein of 403 amino acids.